Molecule: messenger RNA, 10514 nt
Organism: Branchiostoma belcheri (Belcher's lancelet)
Lineage: Eukaryota; Metazoa; Chordata; Leptocardii; Amphioxiformes; Branchiostomatidae
Exons: 35
Coding region: 1-9801 (3266 amino acids)
Biological process (GO): homophilic cell-cell adhesion
Cellular component (GO): plasma membrane
Molecular function (GO): calcium ion binding
Source: RefSeq, a predicted model, not a curated record
AUGGACGACUCUCGUGUGCUAGGUACAAUUGACAGUAGCAAUGAUGACCCCAGCGGCACUGGGUCACGAGUGUUCACGUCAUCUGGGUCGAUGCUGACACUACACAUCAAGGCUGAACAAGGUCGUGAUUCGUUCUUCCUCGCUGAAGUAAGAGCAGCCCCUGAUACAGCUAUUGGCAACAGUAAUAGAGGGAUUGGCUUGUCUUGGAUUACUGGUGCUGCUGUUAUUGUUGGAAUUGAUUUGAUAUCAAACAACGGUUUCGGCAUCGCCUUUGAGGACGUCCCUAUAAUCGGUUCCUUCUCAGAUGUGACGGUGACUGGUAAUCAAGGUGGUGUGUAUAUCCAACAGACAAGGGGGUCUAAUGACAUAACAAACCUAACAUGUGAAGGAAAUCGCGGGAUCGGAGUCCAGCUGCAACUGUCAUACGAGUCCUAUAUACACAUCUUUAACAGCCAUAUUCAGGAAAACGAGGGAGGUGGGGUUUCAGUAACUAUUGGACGUUACCAACAUGACCAGUAUCCUCACAUCGUUAUGACCAACAACAAUGUCGUCAACAACAAGCGUUUUGCCCUUCAGGCAUCAGGAAAAAUGGCAAAAUUUGACAUUGUCAGGAACUUAAUCACGCAAAAUAUUUGUCCGUACCAGCCUGUUGUUGCCUUCAACGGAGAACCUAAAUACAUAAUUUUCACCUCUAAUAGUCUGAGCGAAAACAACGCCAGGGAAACCUUCUCCAUUCUGUUUGAAGAUCAGUCCGAAAUCGGCGAGAAAUCCACUGUCCUUAUAAGAGAUAAUGUGUUCAAUGAAAAUUUCUACAGUCCAUCAGAAACAGACGGGAAUUUCCAAUACAGUCAAUACCCAGACCCCUACUCGUGCACACUUGAGAUAGGAGGAUACCAAGAGAACUUUACUGUCAUCCACAACUUAAUAGAUAAUGCAGACAUGAACCACACUUUAUGUAGCAGGGUAGGUACGACAUUUCCUGACGAAACCAUUGACGCCAAAUUCAACUGGUGGGGAACAGCUGAUGAACAAGAGAUUCGAUAUGAAAUUGUUGAUUACGAUGACUGGAAUGACCGUGCACCAGUUGACUACUUUCCCUACCUAACUGGACCUGACGUAAGCUCUCAACCAGCUGAUCCCUCCAUCCGAAAUAUCACCAUGACAACAGAUGACAUUGGAGGACGACUGAAUGGGGAAAUGCAUCUCACAAAAAGUGGAAGUCCGUACACGAUUAAGAAAGAUCUAACUAUCCUGGAGAAUGCGUCAGUUACAGUGGAACCGGGUGUGCAGAUUAGAUUCUAUCCUUGUAUUGGGAUCUUUAACCUUGGUUCCUUUGCUGCUGUUGGAACUGAGACAGAACAGAUAGAAUUCCAUUCUGAGCCAUCAGCCACACACCUUUACCAUGUUCGAUUGGUCAAUGGUCGCUACCCCUGGGAAGGUCGUGUUGAGAUACUUUACGAUAAUCAAUGGGGUGGCAUUUGUUAUGGAUAUGGUUGGGAUUCUUUCGAGGCUAAUGUCGUAUGCAAAGAGCUUGGUUAUGGCGCAGCAACAACGUCAGUGACAACUGAGUUUGGUAGGGGACCUGCAUGGUUUCACUCAAAUAACAUAAAUUGUGCUGGGGAUGAACCGAGUAUUUUCAACUGUUUCCGGCGCUCUCCCAGUCUCACUACUAGCUGUACCCUGGUAGGAAUACGCUGUAACGCCCAGACGUCAGUAUCACCUCGCCAAAGGUGUAAUUCUAACAAAUGGGGAGGCAUUCGAUCCAACAGCCAACAGGAAUUCAAAGUUACUCACGCAGGCUUCGCUCAUACCGGGCGACUCCAUGUCAGAUUAAGCAGUGCUAUCUAUCUAAAUAGUUCAGAAAACAGCAGAAGCAUUUCUAAUCUACACAUUCAGGAGUGUGAGGGAACCGGAAUCCAUGCCACUGGAAAAUCUACGUAUGAUGUAACAAAUGUUACUGUUCGUGACUGUUACGGUGAAGCUGGUAUAUCUCUGGAAAGAGCUAACAGAAUAGCGACCGUCACCAAGAGUCUCAUUUACAAUAACACAUUUUAUGAAGGAGCAAUUACAGUGACUGCAACGCGGACCGCAUCAUCAUCAACGGCAGAUACUCGAUGUGGUACACCCAUUGUCUUCAGUAAUUUCAGCGCAACUUUUGCGAGUCCCAACUUUGGAACCUCUUCAUAUCCAACGAACAGUCACUGUGAGUGGCUCAUCCGAGCUCCUGUAGGGCACAUUAUUGUACUGGAUUUCCCUAUUGUUGACCUAGGCUACAACACUCAAGUCACGGUUUAUGACGGACACGAUACAACGUCUUCAUUACUUGCAACAUAUAAUCGCUACUCCCCAUCCCAAAGUGCUCCUAUCGCCUCAACAGGAAACAGCAUGUUCAUAGUUUUCAUGAGCGGCUGGUAUUCAGGUCGAGGUUUCCUGGCAAAGUACGAAGUAGACCAUUUUACACCCUCUGUGUGGAGAAUCGUCGACAACAUCUUGGAAGACAAUGCCGGCACGUCUGUAAAAUUAACUACACGAGCGCAGAAUUCUACAAUCGACGUUCUUCGCAACAUCUUCGAAAACAACCAAGGUCGAGAAAGACCUAGUGACGAGGCAAUUAUCAGUGUGAGCCAUGAGCGAUCUAAUAUAGAAGUGAGAGGAAAUGUAUUGCAAAACAAUAGAAUGACUGGCAUACUCAUCUCUAUUCAGCGGCAACAGAGAAGCAGCGUAGCAUUUGGUGACAACAGGUUUCGGUGGAAUGGCAGAAACACCAGUCUAGGCCUCGCCUCUGUGUGCAGGGUCGACAACAACUUAUUCAAAGACAACUCGGGCACGGCUGUAAAAGUAACGUCACAAGCACCAGAUUCUUUAAUCGACGUUCUUUGCAACAUUUUCGAAAACAACCAAGAACGCGAGACAAAUAACGGAGAUGAAGUUAUCAGUGUGAUCCAUGAGCGAUCUAAUGUAGUAGUCCGAGGGAAUGUACUGCGAAACAAUAGAAUGACGGGCAUGCUCAUCGAUAUUCAGCGGCAGCUGAGAAGCAACGUAGCUGUAAUAGACAACAUGUUUCUAUACGGCAGGAAGACGACGUUGAUAGUGCGUGGGCGACACCACGCAUCGGACCAAACACCUGUGAUGGUCAGCAGAAACUUAUUUUCAGGAAAUGACGCUACUAAUUCUGAUAAAGCCUUGUUCUUUGAUCAGGCACCCGGCAGAGUUGAAAGUAACACUUUUGUCAACAACUCCGGUCGCCAUGUGAUAGAAUGGAAAAAUCGCAAUAUACAUUUCGACGAACAAGAGCUAUCCACCAAUUUCAUUUAUGACAAUGUACCGUUAGUGCCAGGGGCAAAAUACACUAUGGUAGUUUCCGGGAGAAAUGCUCAGAUACACGGUAAUGUUUUCACGAAUCCUGCAUUCGACGCAGAACUAGCAACAUCGACCCUCACGUCAUCAUACCCAGUCAACGCUACCAGUAACUUUUGGGGUUUCAGUUCAGCUGAUCUUAUCUCAAGACGGAUUCGAGAUGGAAACGACAACGAGGAUUGGGCCGAAGUCCUGUACGAUCCGUGGAUCUCAGUUCUGCCAGCGGAUGGUCCCUGUCCACUAGGAUGGAAGUACAUCAAGCACCUCAGCACCUGUUACAUGUACCAUGGUGGAUCUCAGGACUGGCUGGGUGCGGCUCAUUCCUGCAAGAUUCAACAUGCCGUAAUUGCUAGGUCGUUCACGGGACAGGAAUUAGCGUUGAUUGAAAGCAUGGUCAGAGCCACAGAAGUUAAUUAUGCUUCAGCUAUACCCAUCUGGAAGGACAGACCUAACAAUAUGACGAAUUCGACACAUGAGUGCAAGAUACAUCUGCCGUCGGAUGGGUCACUUACAAUGUUUGCUGACUGUGGCUCCUUCUACCCCUUCGUCUGCAAGCGGCCAAUAGUUGAUGACUGCCCUAACGCAUGUUCUCACCACGGUGACUGUAUGGGAAGAACGUGUAUCUGCGACCGAGGCUGGAGGGGAGAGGACUGUUCCAAGGCAACCUGCAACGAACGGAACGACUGUGGAGAGUUUGGCACUUGUGUUGGACCCAACAUAUGCAGAUGUAGAAAUGGAUGGCAGGUUGACGGGUUUUGCAAAGUGUGGAAUGAGGAUCAGUGUCCGAAGGGUUUCAUCCACCCACUGUACAACGACACCACGCGUAUUGAGAAGAUUCUCAUCGGCCAUAACGUCGAGUACGUCCCGCUGGAAGGCAACAUCUUGUACCGGUGUCCUGUCCGCUUCUCCAGCUGGGGAGCCACCAUGUUUGUGAAUGAAGGAGACCUGGACAUCCGGAUCGGUCAGGUGCUGUCCAGUCCCCAGGCAAACGGUGUGCUACACAAGGUGGAGCAAGUUAUAAGGACAGACAAUUACACCGUAAUAGUAGCCCACCCUGCUGCUCUGGAGGACAUGCUGGAUUACAGUGACUUCAGCCAGGAGGUUCAGCUGGAGAUGGCUGUGGACAUGAAGAGGAACGAGGGAGCUCCUGAACUGUCUGUGGUGGAAAGGGUGCUGAGCGGAAACGGAACGUUCCAUGGGAGCACUGUUCGUGUCAUCACGGAAGAUACCUCUGUCUACAAGUGUAUUGGAGCCCGGGCUAGGAAUGAAGGGGAGGGCAGCUACCACCUGCUGAUGAGAGACAUCCCUGAUCACCUGUCAGUUGGUGACGUCAUUGUCAGUAACCAUAGCAACGGGAUACUGGAGCAGGUUAUCCAACAGACAUUGACUCCUUAUGGAGCCUUCAUACAAACUCAGCUGCAGGAUUGCUUUAUAACCUUUAACUUCCAGGAGCAACUGAAGACAGCGGAAGGGGUAACCCUCCCUGCUUCCCUGCCGUGUUCGGGCGGACCGGAGGGCGCACACGGGCUGCUCAUCGUGGACUCUGCGGGAGGAGAAGCGGACGUGGGGACUGGUGACGUGGUGGUGGGGAGAAGGAGUGGCAGGCUGCUGGCAAAAGUUCUGAACAUCACCCCAGCGGAUGAGUACACGUUAGUGGAAGUGGAGCCAAUCCUGAGCAGGUCCACCAUGACAAUGUCGUCAAGGCGACGACGGGAGGAUGUUACCCCUUCUCCACCCAAGCGUAGUUUGCACAUCCUCAUCGGAGACCAAUUCUCGUACGUCACCGAUAGUUAUAGUAUCGACCUAUCAGCGAGUGCCAGAUUCUCAGCUGGAAUCAAGCUGUCGCUUGCAGUUUCGACGUCAGAGUUUCGAACACCUACGCUUAUCAGGGCCGAAGUUUUCUUCAUUGGUGGACGGCUAGAAGUAGGACUGGAGGGCUCUGUAGACAUUUCGGAGAGCACAAGGGCCAGAGGUGGAUUCCGGACGGAACUGUAUCCUAUAUAUGUCUCUCUGUGUGUAAGCAGUACAGCGUGUAUACCAGCUAAGAUAUGGGCGGACAUUGACACAUCGUAUGAAAUAUACGCUGAGGGUCCAGGCAGUAUUCAGAUGUCCUCCACUGUGGUCAAACCAGACAUUGACGGAGGUGGAAGCUGGCAACCACAAGAAGGAGGUCGAUGGUUCUCGUUUGACCAGAAUGAGGAAUCUGAUAGUGCAGAUAUCGUGAUAUCGUCAUUCUCGGGAGCUUCAACCGAAAAAGACCAUCUCAACGUGUUGGAGCUAAAAGUCAAACCGAAGUUCUUCAUCGAGUUUCCCACAUCUGGAGAAAGUGAAGUUGAUGAGUUGACGAUACCAAUAGAUGUAAAUAAUCAAGGGGACGCUUUUGGGUACAGUAUAACCACGUCCAUUCAGUCCCAAGCCCUCCUGCGUGUAUCAGCCCAGUCCUGUUCUACUGAGUGCCCAUAUUCAGACAGACCACAGAACGUUGGGGUCACGUCUUCAUUAGACUAUCUGAAAGGGACAUUCAACGUAGUAGUUGGAAAUAACGAUUACUACGAGGAACAACAAUGGAGACGCCAGGAGUGGAUGGACUCUGACAGAGAUUGUAAACCACAUCCGUCAAGUGUUGAUACCUGUGAGGACAUCAUGUGUUCAUGUGGUGGAGCAACAGGGAUGCCACACCCUACUAACGAGAGCUUCUGCAUGUGUCCUUGUAACUGUUCAAGUGGAGACACAAGCUUCACGCAUCCAGACAUUGACGGAUGUAACUGUGAGCGGUGCCCUGAUGGACACUUCAAAACGGUAAAUAGUCAGGGACAUCUACACUGUCCAUGUUUGUGUCCUGACAACAGCAUAUCGGAUCUCACCAGCAGUGGGAGAUGUGACUGUUCCUGUACCUGCCCUGACGGCAGCAGGGAUGUGGUGUUGAGUGACGGCAGCUGUCCGUGUAAGUGCACCUGUAACAACUGCCACGAGUCGGUUCUGGGUCCUCAGGGCUGCAUCUGUUCUGACAGCUGUCCUGACUGUGAGAAUGACGAGGAACCCGAGUGGCAGGACUGUGUCUGUAAGUGUCCACAGAAGACAGAGUGCGGGAUCCCACCUACAUGUGUGGUGGGGAGGAUGGGGCCAGACUGUAGACAGCCUGACUGCAGGCCAUGCCAAGGAUGCUCCGGGAACGGACAAUGCAGUACAUCAACACACAGCUGUCAGUCAUCCUGUGUCUGUUGGGGUCGGUGGUUCGGUGACUGUUGUGAGCGUCUCCGUCCUCGUCCCGGUGGAGGGGAUCCUCAUCUCCAGACAUUAGACGGGAAAUCAUACGACUACCACGGUAUCGGCGAGUUUUGGGACUGUAAGAGCGUCUCCAAUGACUUCGGCGUACAGAUCCGGAUGUACGCCUACGAAAGGGCUUCUCUGAUUGGUGGAGUUGCAGUGAAGGCUGGGCACAGCGUUGUCACUCUCAUGACGUUACCGAAUGCAACGGAAAAGGACGUCCCCAGUAUCAGGAUCGAUGGUGAACUAUGUCAGCUUUCUGUGGGUGAGAAAUUCCCCCUUAACAAUGGGACAAUACAUCUGCUCGGUCAGCAACCUUCUACAAAUGAUACGGAGGCAGGGGCUGUUAUCAUCAUAUCUCUUACCUUUACUUCAGGGGCAACAGUGUCAUUUGACGUCCGGUACUCACCAAAGAUGGGCCGACAGUUUGUGAACAUUUUGUUCAGCCCCACUGCCACGUUCAAGGGCAACACGGAGGGACUGUGCGGGCUCAUGGAUGACGACAAUGCCAAUGACUUCACUGGUCCGGACGGCGCUGUGUACAACGACAGUUCUGUAUUUGCUGAGACCUGGCGUAUAAAUAACACCCACCACGGCUCUGGACUGAUGGGGUCCUGGUCAUGGAACUCCUCUAACUUCCAUCCUGAUGACGUCAUGGAUCCUGCCUAUUCUGAUCCGAACCACCGCCCUUCUGUAGGCAUAGAUGGACUCACUCAGGAGCAAAAGGAAAAAGCUGAAGAGAUGUGUAUCGCUCUUGGGCUGACUGACACUCUUCUGAAUGAAUGCAUCUUUGACGUGUCAAUCACCAACGACACAACCUUUACCGAGCAGGAGGUCUUCAAAGGUUGCCCAAACCAGUGUUCCGGUAGGGGUCGCUGUGUAAACGGAACCUGUGACUGUAUAACGGGCUGGUCUGGUAAAGACUGUAACCUUGGCAACUGUACAGACUGCUCCGAGGAUCAUGGGAAAUGUGAGCUGGGGUUCUGUGUGUGCGAGCCCGGAUGGGAGGGAACUGCUUGUGAUCAACAAGCGACAUGUUAUGCUGUACGAAACUGCACCAGCGAGGACCAUGGGAUCUGCAUAACCACAGAUGCCUGCAGGUGUCAACCAGGCUACAUUGGUGCUGACUGUAGUAAGGUCCCCACGUGCGGAAAUGUUGCUAACUGCACAGACCACGGAGUGUGUGUGGACUACGACACCUGUUUGUGUGAUGAGCAGUGGACAGGUGACAAGUGUGACCAAUUCUCGUGUGCAGCAUUAGAUUACUGCUCCGGACACGGUCGCUGUGUGGAUAUAGAUGUUUGCCACUGUGACUUUGGCUGGACGGGCAGCUCCUGUAUCACACCUGAAUGUCCUACACUCAACCAGUGUUCCCGACAAGGAGACUGUAUUGGCCCUAACAUCUGCCAGUGUUACAGUGGAUAUCAAGGUCUAAACUGCAGUGAAGCCCAAAGCUGUCCUGAAUUGCAAGAAUGCAAUGAAAAUGGAGUUUGCUUCAAUAAUUCUGACGGGCAAAAUGAAUGUCGCUGCUAUCCAGGAGUCACUGGUUCAAGUUGCGAUCACCCAGACUGCACUAAACAGAAUAACUGCACUAACAACGGUACCUGCAUAGAGCCUAACCUGUGUCAGUGUGACACUGGGUACACCGGGAAUGACUGUGCCAACUUCUCUUGUGAAUCACUGCAGUAUUGUUCUGGCCACGGAAACUGUGUGAGCUUCGACACGUGCAGCUGUGAUCCAGGCUGGUCAGGCGGUUCCUGUAACAUUGCAAACUGCAGCAGUAAGGGUGACUGCUCCAGCCAAGGCACGUGUGUCGCCCCUUACACAUGUGAAUGCUUCCCGGGGUUCCAAGGAGAGGACUGCAGUGAAGAGAUGACGCCCAAUGAACACCCACCAGUAUUCCAGAGGGACGGAUACGAUGCUACAAUUCCGGAAAACCAGCCCAUUGGCUCGCCGAUUCUUACAGUUUUUGCAAAUGAUACCGACAGUGGACGUAACGGUGAGGUCAGGUACAGGCUUGCCCAAACAGGUUUGGAUAAUGGAAACUUUGCAGUACACACUACUUCAGGGAUCAUAACUUCAGUCGUUGACUUUGACUUCGAAUCGUUGGAGCACACUUCGUUCAGUUUCAUUGUUGAAGCAUUUGAUCAAGGGGUGCCGACACUUACGGGAACAGCCACGAUAACGAUAAACAUAACGGACCAGAAUGACCACAAACCAGUCAUCAACAUUCCACCUGGAACCGAGUACAACCUUCAAUCCAUCUCCCCGAUCGGCUUCCACGUGACCACUGUCGAGGCCUCUGAUGCUGACAGGUCCGAUGAUAACUCCAGAAUCGCGUACGGAAUCACAAGUGUCAGUCCCUUUGUUUCCAUCGAUGCCACAAACGGCAGCGUAACCGUCAGUACUGCUUUAGAAAGUGGUACCUACGUGGUGAGGGUCCGUGCGUCAGAUCACGGUUCACCGCCAAAAACAGACGAAGUCACUCUCCGUUUGAUCGUGACCGAAGUGAGCACAAACACAGCUCCACAGUGCCCAGAAAAUCAACGUCUUGAGAUUGCUUCUGGCAAUAUUACAAGAGGAUCGACAAUAACAACCAUAGAGGCAGACGAUUUCGACAACGGUCCGAACGGUGACAUUUCCUACAGUUUCAAGUCCAAGGUAGGAGAGCUGGCAAGCCUGUUCGGCAUAGACCCGUCAUUAGGUCGAAUCUACGUUGAAACCGAGAUGCCACUGUCCAACGACACGUUUUCAGCUGUUUCAAUGACAGUUGAAGCCAGAGACAACGCUUUGGAUUCCAUGUCCUGUGAAACAAAUGUCAUUGUGAUAAUAACUUUCCCAGGGUUUAGUGGGACUACACCAUUGCAACAACAAGCAACAACUGUUGGUGAAUCUACCGUCCCCUUCACCGCAUCAACAACUACCGAAGCAUGGUACAAUGACCCAAUAUACAUCUCUGUCAUUUGUGUCGUCACUGCCGUCGUCAUAGUCGUUGUGGGGCUUGUGAUCUACUGUGCUAGAAAGAGAGGCCAACGUCGUCAAAAGUAUACAUUGUCGAGUCGUGAUCAGCAGCAUUCUGAGAAUGCACCACCGCAUACGCUGUUUCCACGAGCGAUGUUCUUGGAAGAGCCAGGGACACAAACGUACCAGAACCCAGUAUACAAUGUUGAAGAUUAACAAGGACGGUGAUAUUGAUUUCCAAAACGUUCCAGUAAACCUAUAAGUCAAACCUAUAGAAUGUAGUAGUUCUUGCUUAAAUGAAUAUUUACCAAUUUUAAAAUUAUUCGGAUUUUCGUUUUCAAGCCAGUGACCUAAGUAUUGCAGGUCUAAAAAUUUUAUCUAUACCUGACUUAAUAAAAAAAUGCUUUUAGGGCAAUUGCAUCAAAAAUCAGGAGGUACUUGUUUUAUGGGAAAUUCGGUAACACGUCUUUUGUGCUGUUGCCAUAGCUAGCUGAAUCAGUGUGUUACACUGCAAGUUUUGUCAGUUUGCCAGAUGACGGUAACAGUUACUUUACCGUAACGGUUACAGAUGCUUUUACUUCUUGUGGCAGCAAAUGUUUGUUCUUUUAUCGCGAACUGUUUAGUGCACCAUUAUUUUAGAUACGCUAGGUACCUUAAUCUCUUUCCAGCUUAAUGCUUGAAACACAUAUUCGACUAUAGUAAGUAAAGUCAUUUUAACUGCUGUGCCCUUGUUAUAUUUGUAUUGAAAGGCCUUAUCAAACGUCGUGAAAACUAUGGAGUCAAUAAGUAAGAUUUAAUGGCUGACCAUUUAAAUGCUGAAAUGUUUAUGACACAUUAAAUUUGAGAUAUUAAGAUGGAUAUUUAAUCAGAAAAAUGGGAUGAAAUGCAGCUUUUUCUUUGAUGCUUUCGUACACUACAUGUAAAUACAU